GGGGCGCGGCCCAGGGGCGGGGCGCGCCGAGCCCGCAGGCCGCUCCCGAGUCUGGCUCGUCCCCCGGAGCCCCGCUCUCGGUCCCAAGAUGACGGCGAGCAAGCGGGUGGCGAAGGAGCUGGAAGACUUGCAGAAGGAGCUUCCCAAGUACCUGCGGCACCUGUGCAGCGCGGAGGACAAUGUGCUGGUGUGGCACGCGCUGCUGCUGCCUGAGAGGCCACCCUACAACCUCAAGGCCUUCAGGCUGUGCAUCAGCUUCCCGAGGGAGUACCCGUUCCAGCCCCCCACGGUGAAAUUCACCACCAGGAUCUACCACCCCAACGUGGACAGGGACGGGAGGGUGUGCCUGCCCCUCAUCACCAAGAAGAACUGGAAAGCCAGCACCAAGACCUGCCAAGUCCUGGAGGCCCUCAACAUGCUGGUGAAUCAGCCAGAGCCAGGAGAGCCCGUUCGGCUAGAGCUCGCGCAGCAGCUGACGCAGGACCCAGAGCUGUUUGACAGGACGGCCCAAGAGUUCACCCUCCAGUUUGGAGUGGACCGGCCCUCCUAACCCGGCUUCUGACCCGCCUGCUUUCUGUGUGACGAAUGGACGCCCCUCAUGGACGGGGGGCCAGAGCCUCUUUGCGAUUUUGCACUUGCUCGUGUCUUCCAAGAUUUCCUUCUUAGGUUUUGUGUGUGUGUGUGUGUACAGGGAGGGGACUGCCGUUAUGAGUGUGGACCCACUGGCCACAGAUGUGCUUUCCCCAGCCCCUUUCUCUGCCCCAGAGCCAGAGGCAUUUAGGUUUGCAGACUCAAAAUCCAGCUCUCCAGUGCUCCGUGAUGGGGUUCCUGGUCCCACCGGUUGGUCCAUCUUAGAGACUCAGGCCACCUUCCCAGCCAGAUGAGCAGCCAACCAGAAUGCCCUCCCCCCACAGAGCCCUGCUUUGGGGCAGCAAGUCAGGUGGGAUGCAUACCAGGAGGGGGCCAGGGGGAGGAGGGACUCUUACAACCAAGUGCUCUGGGGUUGGAGCGGUUGCAUCGUAGACCUGUAUGGAUUUAGGUGCAAAACCUUUCUGUUUCCACUGAUGAAUCAUAAAGUGAAGAAUCUCCUCUCCACCCCAGAAAUCUGA
Messenger RNA from Capra hircus (goat), 1109 nucleotides. It is a transcript of the gene UBE2L6, whose product is annotated as ubiquitin conjugating enzyme E2 L6. The record is from RefSeq and is a predicted model, not a curated record. Lineage: Eukaryota; Metazoa; Chordata; Mammalia; Artiodactyla; Bovidae. The transcript has 4 exons. The coding region runs from base 89 to 550 and encodes 153 amino acids.